Yamadazyma tenuis ATCC 10573 is the source of this 2856-nucleotide messenger RNA. RefSeq lists its product as uncharacterized. Gene Ontology annotation, molecular function: transmembrane transporter activity. Gene Ontology annotation, cellular component: membrane. Gene Ontology annotation, biological process: transmembrane transport. The record is from RefSeq and is a predicted model, not a curated record. Lineage: Eukaryota; Fungi; Ascomycota; Pichiomycetes; Serinales; Debaryomycetaceae.
AUGAUGUUCAGUGCAGAAACAAACCCAGAAGACUUCCCUGAUGGUGGCCGAGAUGCCUACUUGACGCUUUUCGGAGCAUUCAUGGGCUUGGUGAUUGACUUUGGUAUUGCCAACUCGUUGGGUGCCAUUGAAUCGUAUGUGUCGUCUCACCAGUUGCUGAACGUUAAAGAUACCAGUGUUUCGUGGGUGUUCACGAUUCACUUGGGAGUGAUGUACUUGGGCGGAGUGGUCUUUGGUGAGUGCUUCGACAAGUUUGGCGCCAGAAAGUUGCUUAUUGCCUCCACCGUUUUCAUGGCUGGAGGUCUCUUUUGUACGGCAGAGAGCACCAAAUUGAGUCACUUUAUAUUGAGUUUUGGCAUCACCACUGCCAUUGGCACAUCUUUGGGAAUGGUGCCAUUGAUAGGGGUGUUGUCACAUUGGUUUUUGAGGAAAAGAGCGUUUGCCUGUUCGGUUGCAACUAUUGGAGGUCUUGUAGGCAGCUCGGUAUUUGCGGUUAUGCUUCAGAAAUUGUACAAAGAGGUUGGAUUUAAAUGGGCCAUCCGGGUGAUGGGGUUCAUGUGCAUUGGGUGUAUGGGUAUUGCUAUUGCGCUCAUCAAAGAAAGAAAGCCCAAGAAAGAGUUACUGGAUGCUAUUGACGAUAUACUUGAUGUCCAACCCAAAAAUAAAAGUACCUUGGUGACAGUGGCUCACUUCUUCCGAGAGGCAUUGGACUUGAGCAUAGUCAAGGAUGCACGGUUUGUGUGUUUGAACUUGGCGGUCUUUUUCGCCGAGAUCAUCUCGAUAUCGUCCUUGACAUACUUAACCUCGUACGGGUUGGAUCACCUGAUCAGUGAGUCCAACUCGUACCUACUCAUCACGUUGGUCAAUGUGUGUGGGAUCCCAUCCCGGCUUCUUAGUGGGGUACUAGCUGAUAUGUACGGUCGGUUCAAUGUGAUGAUAGUUAUGUCGAUUUUGACUACUGUGGUGAUCUUCGGUGUGUGGUUACCAGCCGAAGGGCAUUUGCCAAUCCUUUUCACAUUCGCCGUGCUUUUUGGGGUAAGCACUUCGGCAACCAUCUCCUUAAUUCCUGCUUGUACGUCACAGAUUUGCAGUGCUGAACGUUUUGGUAAAGUUUACGGCACAUUGUACUUUUUUUUGGCGUUCCUAACGAUCAUCGGCAUGUAUUUAACUUCGGUGGUUUUGGGAAAUAGAACCUUGGUAGACUAUAGGAAUUUUGUGCUUUAUGAGGGUGGUUAUGCGGUAGCUGCGGUAGUGUUUUGGGUGGCAGCCCGGUACUUUUCGGUGGGGUUCCGGUGGUGUAAGUUUUAAGGGUAAUGGCUGCAACUGGUACAUGUUUGAGCAUAUAUUUGAUUGAGACUCACGAGCCCAAGGGGGAUGGAACUCAAAUUGAGCCGAAGGAGUUGGAAUUCACGUCGAUCCCAAGGAGGGUUGGUGCAUACACUGACAUGAAGGGUGGUAUGAGUGAUACAAACCGUUCAUUGUCCUUGGCUAAAGUGGUUUUGAUUUAUCCGCCAACUUAAAGUUCGAUGAGAGGCCACGAGCGAGGGGCUUUUUUAGAGAUGCGUCUCAGCCUGAAAAGGGAAGUGGAAAAGUGCGACAGCACCUUGAAGGUUAUCUGAAGAUUCUUACAACCACCCUAUUGUAACCAGGUAAAAAGUAUUUAAACACUUGUAGUGCUGCAAAUUCUGUUAUAAUUCUCCAUUAAGCAUUAUGGAUUCGGUAACAGAAUUAUUGAAACGGGAAACCUGUGCUACAGACAGUGACUACAAUGGUGAGUACAUGGGUGCCAGAAUCUCGGCAGUUUUUGUUAUUUUGGUAACUUCCACCCUAGGGGCAUUGAUUCCAGUGAUUUCCACCAAGACAUCCGUAUCCUUCUUGAAAAUGCCCUCGUGGCUUUUCUUCGGGGCCAAGUAUUUUGGUACCGGGGUCAUUGUGGCUACUGCUUUUAUUCACCUUCUUCAACCUGCCAAUGAAAACUUAUCUAACGACUGCCUCAGUGCCACUUUCCGAGUAUAUCCUUGGGCUUUUGGGAUCGCCUUGUUGUCCUUGUUCUCGUUAUUCUUCUUUGAGUUGUUGGCAUUCAACUAUAUCAACAAAAAACUCGAAAGUACUAAUGGGGUACCACACAGCCAUUCUCACUUCGGAGAACUUGGAAAGAAAGAGAGCGAUAUUGAAGACGAGGAGGAAGAACACGAAAACAGCACCCCUGUUGUGUCCGCUUCCAAGGGUCUCUACCCAGAUCACUUUUCCCAUGCUGCCGAACACCAAGACCCUGAGAACUUGGACACUCCCUUGCAACAAAUGGACAAAGAACAAUACUACGGUCAAUUGGUCAGUACCAUUGUGUUGGAAUUCGGGAUUGUGUUCCACUCGGUUUUCGUGGGGUUGACGUUGGCGGUUUCUGGUGAUGAGUUCAAGACUCUUUACGUGGUGAUUGUGUUUCAUCAAACCUUUGAAGGGUUGGGAUUGGGAACUCGUAUAGCCGGUACCAGGUGGCCCAAAGGUAAAGAAUACUUGCCGUACUUGUUUAUAAUUGCCUAUGGUUUAACCACACCUAUCGCCAUAGCAAUUGGACUUGGUGUCAGGCAAUCAUAUGCCCCCAAUUCCCAAACCGCACUUAUUGUCAAUGGAGUGUUCGACUCGGUUUCUGCUGGUAUUCUUAUAUACACCGGUAUUGUUGAGUUGAUGGCUCACGAGUUUUUGUACUCGGAUCAGUUCAAAGGACCUGGAAGCUUCAAGCGCAUGGUUGCUGCUUAUAUUGUCGUUGUGUUCGGAGCUGGACUUAUGGCAUUGUUAGGGAGAUGGGCUUAGAUGCCUUUAAUAGAAUAAAAUAUAUACCAAAAGUUUCGAUAAUAA